CAUUGCACAUCUUACAAAUUACGUCCACAGUUUCAGAGUGCUAAACGACAGAGCCACGUCGAAGCCCGAUGACGCCCAUGGUGUCCGAGUUUGCAGAAGUAACGCCACGGGCGUGUCGGUUCCAAAGGUCUGCAGGACGGAUCUGAGGGCCGCAGCUGUUGGAAGACAGAGUCCAGGGAGUGGCAGUAGCAGCCAAGGUAAAAGAUGCCCGGGAGCAGGAGCUGAGGGGAGCAGCAGGAAAUGGAAUUCGGUGGAUGCCAACCAGAAGAGGGCAGGGAUGGCAUCGGACUGGAGCAAUACAUUGGGAGAAGAGAAGUUUAUGCCAAAGGUCGAUUUUUGCCCCACAACCCCUCCUCCAGGUCGACCCUCUAGUCAAGACUCCCAGAAGCGCUCGUUUGAGGACGGCAUUACCAGCCCUGGGAUCCCAUCAGCUAAGAAACUGUGCACCGUGGAGAGCAUCGUGGAAGUAGGAAGAGAUGAAACUCCCAAAUAUUCUAGCAAGCCAUCAGCUUACACUUGGCCUCAAGUGCUUAGAGAUCAGCCUAAGACAAUUCUGAGUGGCCCUGGGGAGCUGAGAAACAGGACUAGCGCUCUGGGUGUGGUGGCUUCAGCUAGGCAGCUGCAGAAUGCACAAGAAGCAACAAAAGAUGGGACGAUUGCACAAACAUACAGAGCUGGAGAGCGCAGUAAUGGGAGCAGAAUUGUAAGAGACAGGUUUGGAAUGCCGGGACACUCUGCCGGUUUGUUGAAAUUCACUAAAGGACAGAAACCGAUUUCUGAAUUGCUAGGACACAACUUCAAAAGUCAGGGAAUGAAGAGAGAUGGAAUGAGCUUUCCAAAACAGGAAUCCACUGGAGAGCUGAGAACUGUAUCCCAUCAUCUUAAAGAGCAGUCCAGAGCAACAAAAGAAAGACACGGGUUACCUUGGGAUGACGUGCCAGUGAUGGGGAAUGUCUCCAGCAUGGUGGUAACUGAGAAGCCUAGAGCUUUAGGGCUCGGUGCUUCUAGAGCACCUGUUGAUGGAACAGCAGAAAGUCUGAGGAACGCACACAAGUAUUUGACUCCGCUGAAAAGAGAGCCACAGCAGACAAGCAGGGAGUCCAGAGAAAGGCAGUGUUUGGGGAGAGGCAGAGUGCCAGUAGAGGAGCAGUUGAGCCCUUCUGCCCCACUUCUGGGUCCCAGCAGUCUGGAACAGCUGAACAGGAUGUUAUCCAGGGCGGGCUGGGAUUUGCCGGGCUCUGCCGAUAGGGCUUUGCAAAAAGCAAAAUCUCCAUCAGUCAGUUAUAGGGCCUCGAUGCAUGAGGUGAGACGUUCUGGGGACAGAACCCCAGAACAAGUAGAGUCUCUGUUCUUGGGGGACAGGUCCCCUCACCAAGCAGAACAUCUGUUUUCUGGAGGCCAUGCCUCUGAAGAUAGGACCCAAAGGCAGGUAGAAUCAGAGCUGUUUGGGGACAGCGCCCCAGGGAACAGGCUCUUAUUACCGGGAGCUCACAGCCCCAUGGGGAGGGCUCGACAGCAGCCCGUGAGACUCCACCUCUCGUCAGGGUCAGGCCUCCGGAUCAGAGUGGCUCAAGGGGCGGAGCUGGAGAUGGUCAUGCCAGACGGGGCCGAGCUUACCAUUGACUUUUCUGCGGCUCAGAACAGUGCUACCAAUGAAACGGGCAGGAGCCAGGGAGGGAGGGCCUACAAAGAAGAUGCUGGGGAAGGGCCAGGAUGGGUGAACUGACAUCAGAGAGUACUGUUAACUGGGGACAAGAGCUUUGUGCAUCUGAGAGGGGAGGGCUGCUCCACAAGCACAACACCAGCACAAAGCCAUUGUUUUGGUUUUUUUUAUUCUGUGUUUUUCUAUGAGGAUGUAACAUUUUGCAAGAAACUCUUCUGAAUCGGAUAUUUUCAUCACACUAUAAAGCAGCUACCUCCUUCGACGUGCCCCUACUCAUUCGUAACCCUGUUGGGCAGUACACAUUUCACUCUGUGUGCCCAGAGUGUAUUGUUGUGUCUUGCAUGUUUUAUAAUCUUGUUAUGGUGUACAAUGUGGAGUGAAACUAAGUGAUGCCAGGAAAGCUUGAAUGGGAAGCCAGUCUCAAACUUGACAUCACUGUAGACAAAGCCGAGCUAUUCUAUAAGACAGUGUCACAGGAAAAGAAGGUCACUUGAAUGGUGGGUAGAACGUUUUCCAGACUUGUAAAAACAUUUUAAACAUCUUGUAUCAAAAUAAAGUGCUUACUCAUUAUCAACAAUGAUGAAAAACUAGAGAAGGCUAAUAUUUAAUUAAACAGUUAAGUGGAAUUCAAAGUAAUGACCAGCAGAUUUGUAAGAGUACGCUGCAUGUCUGCUUUGACAAGCACACAAUUCCAGUGUCUAAAGGAAGUAUUCACCCCUAUUGGGUGUUUUCACAGUUUGUUGUGUUACAACCUGACAUCUUGAUGCAUUUAAAUGGG
Polyodon spathula (Mississippi paddlefish) is the source of this 2441-nucleotide messenger RNA. RefSeq lists its product as uncharacterized. Lineage: Eukaryota; Metazoa; Chordata; Actinopteri; Acipenseriformes; Polyodontidae. The coding region runs from base 278 to 1726 and encodes 482 amino acids. The record is from RefSeq and is a predicted model, not a curated record. The transcript is spliced from 2 exons.